CGACCUUGCUAUAUACACCGGCAGCUCGAGACUGUAUGCAGGGGAAGUAUGAGGAGGAUGACGACCGAUGGGAAUCAAUACGUCAAGGUCAUCAUCAUAAUCAUCAUCAUCAUGGUCAAUAGCCGCUCGCAACACCCUCGCGCCGUGGGGGCCUUGGCCGCCGCCGCCGCCGCCGCCGCCGCCGCUCCACGAACAAGGCCCCCCCCACAGAAGCGGUGAAACGUCGAGGGCGAUCUGCAGCGCGUAGCCGGCGCACACAUCGUGCCAUGGAGCCCAUGUUCGCGUACGCCCGCUCGCUACGGCUGUGGUGGACGGCCAGUCGCUUCCCGCGACCGCUGCUCGAGGUGAGCGGCGGCCAACAUUGCCGCCUCGAAGACCUGCCGCCGGAGCAGCACCACAAUCCGCACAUCCUGACGGGAUACCGCCGGUGCCGAAGCCGCACCGACUGCCUCCUGAGCUUGCUGCAAGUCCACAACGAGACCGUGAACAUAUGGAGCAACCUGCUGGCUCUCGCGCUGCUCGUCGCGCUCCUGGUCGAAGACCACGCCGGAGGCCGCUUCGCGCGUUUGGGCGUCGGGCUCGCGCAUCGGGCGCUGCUCACCGCCAUGGCUCUGGCGUACGCCGCCAUGCUGAUGCUGUCGGCCGUGUACCACACGUUCAACUGCACGCCCGAGGCCCGCUCCUGGUACCGGCUCGACUUCGCCGGCGUCUGGCUCAGCGUGGUCGCCUACGUCGUCGGAUUCACGGCGCUCCAGUUUCGGGGCGCCUGGCGCGUCGCGCAUCUGGUGGCCGCCAUCUUGGCCGCCACUCCGUCGCUGGCGCUCGCGGCGGCGCCUCGCUUCCGAGACCAGCACUACGACGCGGCCCGGGUCAGAGCCAUGGGUGGGUUCGCGCUCUACAGCCUGCUGCCGCUGGCCCACCACGCGGCCUACGGGGACCCGUCGCUCGUGGCUCGCACGCUGCCGGGUCACCUGACGGUGCUGGUACUCCUGGCCAUGUCGCUGUUCGUGUUCGUGACGAAGCUGCCCGAGCGCCAGUGGCCCGGCUCCGUGGACCUGCUGGGCUCGAGCCAUCAGAUCUGGCACGUGGGCGUUGGCGUCUGUGUGAUCUUGUCGCACGAGCUCCAGUUAGUCUACGUGACGCCACCCUAGCCAACGUGCUGCUUCGACGGUGUCCUCGUGCGUGCGUGCGUGUGUGAGAUCGCGAAGCCAAUUUUUGGGCUGUCGUGCGCGAACGCUGCGUACACCUGCUGUUCGGGCGAAGAAGUUUCAAUUUGCUUCGAAGGCAGUGCAGCUUUAGGGGCGAUGACACUGCCAUUUCCUUCGGCAACAAAUUAUAUGACGGCGCCGGGUACCGGUACGUCUGUGUCUUGUCACUGUCCUUGCCACUAAAUAAUUGGCUUACUCCAAUAAGCACCUUUUGAAUAGAUAUCUUAAGCAACGCGUUUCCAGCUGAAAUGAACCUUAAGGUAUGAUCACUUGGAAUCCUGUGGGACUGGAUUCUAAAUGAACAUGUCAGAAUGAAGAACGGCUUGAAAUGCGCACUUGCUACAUAUAUGCUCUAUAGUAACCAAUAGUAGGGCCUAAUUCGUUUUUAUUAAAUUUAGUUACUCCGUAUUUUUUUUUCUUUUUCAUAGCGAUCUCUGUCGCCAAUAACGCGUUGCCGAAGAAUAUACUUUAUACUGUCUCUUCUGCACUGUCUUCAAGAAAAUUGCUUCAACUCCGCCGUUGCAGUUGGUAUGUAAGUUUGUGCCACGGAGUUGUGCCCCUAACGACUGGAACGGCUCGCACCACGGUCUCUCGUCGCAGCUACUCUCUGUGAUAUAUAUCCACGGCUUCAACCUCCGUAUCGAACGAAUUAUAGUGUGAUUCUCCUUUUUUUUUUUUUUUCGUCGAAGUGCGAUUGUUUUGAGGAAGGACACUCGAGCGGUGCUGUGUGCCCUAAAACGCUUAUUUCGGGAACGUGUGGUCCGUGUGCGACAAUUCACUGCGUAUACAAGUCUUUUGGGAGUUAUAAAGGUUGGAACACGCCCAAACUCUAUGUCAGUGAGUCA
This is a messenger RNA of Dermacentor silvarum, 2053 nucleotides long. RefSeq names its product progestin and adipoQ receptor family member 3. The record is from RefSeq and is a predicted model, not a curated record. Gene Ontology annotation, cellular component: membrane. Gene Ontology annotation, molecular function: signaling receptor activity. Lineage: Eukaryota; Metazoa; Arthropoda; Arachnida; Ixodida; Ixodidae. The coding region runs from base 267 to 1151 and encodes 294 amino acids. The transcript has a single exon.